Haliotis rufescens (red abalone) is the source of this 861-nucleotide messenger RNA. Its product is annotated as melatonin receptor type 1B-like. The coding region runs from base 1 to 861 and encodes 286 amino acids. Gene Ontology annotation, cellular component: membrane. The record is from RefSeq and is a predicted model, not a curated record. The transcript has 2 exons. Lineage: Eukaryota; Metazoa; Mollusca; Gastropoda; Lepetellida; Haliotidae. Gene Ontology annotation, molecular function: G protein-coupled receptor activity. Gene Ontology annotation, biological process: G protein-coupled receptor signaling pathway.
AUGACGCUGGUGACGUUGGUGAAAUACAGGCCGUUCCAGUCGGCGGAGAUCGUACUAUUUGCCAACCUAUUGCUCUCGGAUAUGUUUGUAACUGCCAUCGCAGACCCCAUGAGUAUUGUUGCCAAAACUCUGGGAUGGAACUUCUUCUCCCUUGUUCAGCCUCUGUGUGUCAUCAUCGGAACCAUCUGCACCAUGUCCUGCGUUGUCUCCCUUCUCACCAUAGCAACCAUCGGCGUCAACCGCUACCUCAUCGUGUGUCACAGUCAUGGCUUCGUGGGUAAGAGGGUCCAGACUAUCACCUUGACGUGCAUCUACGGCUGGGCGAUUACUGUCGUCUCGAUGACGUUUUUCGGAUUUGGACGUCACGGCUUCAACAACAAGACCCACAUGUGCCUCCUCGUUCAGGGUCCCUCCACAGGCAGCUUCAUGGUGUUCUUCGUCGUCGUGUGUUUAUGGACACCGAUGAUGGCGACGUUACUCUCGUAUGGAAAUCUGUAUCAUCGUGUUACGAAGUCACGACAACGCAUCCUCGCCGUCACGAACACCUUCAAGUCGAACAGAAAACGCAAGACUCAAGGAGAUUCCGUCCAGUUGGCGAAAACAGCCUUCAUCAUCUUCUCCGUGUUCGUCAUCUGUUGGUUCCCGAUCUCUGUACUGUUUCUAGCCGACAGGCACGGCGGCGUUGACCCCGGCAUCAGCAUCUUGUUGUCGACGUUCGCCCACAUACAUCCUUCACUGAACUUCUUCGUCUUUUACGGCACCAACAAACGAUUCAGAAACGCGGUGAGGGGGCUUCUUCUGAGGAAGCCCCGCCAUGUUGUAAAUAACAAGUCAAUUGCAACGAUCACCACGGAGAUGUGA